Molecule: messenger RNA, 810 nt
Organism: Adineta ricciae
Lineage: Eukaryota; Metazoa; Rotifera; Eurotatoria; Adinetida; Adinetidae
Source: the annotation of a GenBank genome assembly
AUGGAAAGUAAUUUUGUGAAGACUCCCACCUUCUACGUAAUGAUCUUCUUAUUUAAUCCGAUACUUUCUACGUCUGUUGGUUAUAUCUCGAAUACAAAAUAUGUAUCAUCGGGUAUCAUUCAAAUAUUUUGGAAUAUAACUUGUGCAGAGUGUACGUGUAAAGCUUUCAUAUAUUCAUUUGUUGCUUGGAAUUGUAUAAACAGUAAUCUGACUUGUCUAUUAAUUCAAAAUUACUCGUUAGUCGAUACUGGAGUGAUUCCAAGUGAUAAUUCCACGUUCUUCUUUCGACAAAUGCCAUCCGAGCCGCUGGUGUCGACAAGUGGAACAACACAGUCAACGUACACGGCACUAUCAAACGGCACACUAGGUUUCCUAUCUGAUAAAAACGCAACAGGAAACAGCUGGACUCAAGAGUCAUACAAAUAUCUGGCAAUGACAUCGACAAAUGUCACAUUGCAAAUUAUUCUAGAAACGAAUAAAAAAGAUGAAUGGAAUGCUGACGAUAUUUCCGUUCGUGAUUCGUCAUUAAAUGAACACUUGAUUAAUGGAGAUUUCGAAAGUAACCCCUCAAGUACCAACUGGAUAAUAAAUACGAAUGGUUGUAGUAGUAGUGAUGCUUCUUUCAGCAAUUCACUAGCUCAUUCAGCAUCUUACUCUUACCAUGAUGCAUGCGAUGCAAAAUCUGUCACCCUUUCACAAUCAUUUGCUGUAACUAGUGGAAAUUUCUAUACAAUCAGCUUAUGGUAUUAUUAUAGUCCCGCUCCAGGCGGUGGCAGCAGUCCUGUGAGAAUGACCAUUGCAAUAAACUAA